This is a messenger RNA of Stereum hirsutum FP-91666 SS1, 1752 nucleotides long. RefSeq names its product Pkinase-domain-containing protein. The transcript is spliced from 3 exons. Gene Ontology annotation, cellular component: cytoplasm. Gene Ontology annotation, molecular function: protein serine/threonine kinase activity; ATP binding. The record is from RefSeq and is a predicted model, not a curated record. Lineage: Eukaryota; Fungi; Basidiomycota; Agaricomycetes; Russulales; Stereaceae. Bases 1 to 1752 code for a protein of 583 amino acids. Gene Ontology annotation, biological process: protein phosphorylation; intracellular signal transduction.
AUGAAAGACGAUGACGACAUAGCACCCUCUUCCCUUAGUCACUCUCCUAAGCGGCGUGGAUUCGUAGACAUCGAUGAAGGCAGCAUCAGCGCGCAGUCACACUCUGCGCCUGCAUCGCCUGCGAGAGGUAGCGCUCUUGAUCCAGCUUUCGAGCCGACCGCCACGGAAUCCGCCAUAAGGAAAUCCCCUCUCCCUCCACUCUCGCGCUUAUUCCCCUCGCGCUACGCCUCUAUCGCGGACCGGGACUUGUCUGAUUCCCCUCCCUCGUCAUCUUCGCCCUCACGCCGAGACUUCGUGGACAUUGAGGAUCCGGCGUCAUUCGUUGCUUCGCCCAUCGACGGCCGCUCCGAGUUCCAUAGCGCUCAGCCAUCGGAAGGUCAUUCGGUCGAGUCACCUGCAAGACCCACGUCCCGACUCCCUCCGCUAUCACGACUCUUUCCCUCCCGCUAUAGCUCCAUUGCGUCCCGAGAUGAAGACUCGUUCGUCGGCCACUCGUCUUCGCAGACCAACGUUCCUCGGGAGAACCAUGUAUCAUCGCCGCCGGAGUCAUAUCGGAGUGGGAGCAUUUUGAGUGGGGACGAAAGUGGGGCAGGGUAUCAGCUGUUGCAGGCUGUGGGGGAGGGUGCGUUUAGUUCCGUAUGGAAGGGGAGGCGUGUGAGUGGCGGGGAAGGGAAUGAGAAUGGGGAGUUGGUGGCUGUGAAGAUGAUAGCAAAGCAGGCCAAUAAUAUGAGUGCGGACCGUACCCGUGCGAGCUUUGUGCGAGAGGCGGAUAUCCUCCAACGUCUCGCACAUGUGCCACAUCCCUCAUUACCGGUCCUUCACGCCGCCUUCUCGCUGAACACGCACCAUGUCAUUGUUCUGGAGUACAUGGCUGGUGGCGAACUCUUCGACGUCGUGAACUCGGACGAACAGCACUCUAGAUUGACAGGGGGGAUUUUACAAAGGAUAUGGACUGAGCUUGUCAGCGCUGUGGCCUGGAUGCAUUCUCACUGUGUCGUCCAUCGUGACAUCAAGCUCGAGAACAUUCUCUUUACCGCGAAUCCUCUCCUCGAAGAUAUACCCUCUUCUUCAAUACCCGGCCCUCUUAUCAAGCUCACCGACUUUGGUCUCGCACGCGUCAUCGACCCCGCCGAUCCAUGGCUCACUACCCGUUGCGGCUCCGAAUCCUACGCCGCUCCCGAACUCCUCACCGCAGGCUCACACGGCUCAGCUCUGAAGCUCGAAGACGAGGAACCUGUUCCCUUCGGUUUUAACCCUACCGAAGAGGGCGCCGUGAAACCUUCGACUCCAACCAUCGACGCGAACGCCAUUGAACCGAUCACGCCGAGAAGGGCCGGGACGUACGACGGUAGGGAGACGGAUGCCUGGGCUCUGGGCGUUGUCUUGUUUGCGGUCGUGACUAGAAAGCUGCCUUUCGAUCCUGACUCUGUUGAGGCAGUCGUGGCUUCUCGAGGUGGAACUAAGGGGAGUCUGAGGAGAAAGGAGGCACGGAAGGCAUGGAUGAUGAGGAUUGUCAGGGGCGAGUAUGAGUGGCCUGACGAUUCGGAACUAGUCGGUACUUCGGCAUCCAGUACGCAAGGUGUAGAGGAUGAAAAUGAGGGAGACGAAGAACCGAAAGGGACAGAGUUGGCGAUGUUGGAGGGUGUGAGGGACGUGGUUAGGAGGUUGUUGGUUUCGGACCCGACCAAGAGGGCGAGGAUGGCCGAGUUGGCGGAUGAGGAGGUUUCGUGGGGUGGCGCUGUGAGCUCGUAA